AUGGAUUUCCCUCCUGUCCUCAAUCUUCUCACACAAUUUGGAUGCGGCUUCGUCCUUCUACGCUCCCUCUCGCGCUUUUUCAACAUUUUAGGCCUCUUUUUGAUGCUCACCUUUUGGUUCAAGGUUUGGCGCUUCGGCUGGAAUUCCAAGAGCGCCGUUCGAUUCCUCUGCGACUCUGGAACCGUACCCAAAAUCCGCUUCUGCCUCGACAAAGUUGCGUGGGGAGGUUCUAAAGCAAAGACCAGACCUUUCAAAAAAGUGCGCCGGCCCAGGUCGAGUUCCUCCAUCAGGAGGCGCUCCAAAAGCUCCCGACAGAGAGGCAACGCAGGUUCCGAAGAUGGGUCGGAGGGGAGGGGCGAAAACGAGAGGGAUAUCGGCCUCGAGGACGAGGUGUACGAUGUAACGACGCUGAGAAAAAUGGUGAAGAUAGAGAGACUGAAGGCCAAUGCGGCGUGUGCAGACCUCGAGACGGAGAGGACAGCGGCUGCCUCGUCGGCGGAGGAGGCAAUGGCGAUGAUUCUGCGGCUACAAAAUGAAAAGAGCUCCGCAGAGAUUCAGGCCACGCAGUUUCGGCGAAUGACGGAGCAAAAGCUAGAUUACGACCAGGAAGUGAUUGAGUCGUUGCAGUGGACCAUCACGCAACACGAGUUGCAGAAGGCUGAGUUGGAGGAUCAGGUGGAAAUUUGUAGGGAUGAUUUGAGGCAGUUUAUGAGGGACGAGGAUAUAGAACAAAUUGAAGUUGAAGUGAGUCGGGAUUAUACCUAUAAUGAUGAUGAUGAUGAUGAUGAUGGUGGUGGUGGUGACUGUGAUGGUAAUUCUGUAGUUAGCUCUCCCGGAACCGAAUCACAGAUCUUGAUUGACGCCUGGAGGAUGCGUGUUAUGUACCCUAUAUGCACUCAACUACACAUCAUGAUGGGUAACACUCCUAACUUUCUGGUUUAUGGUUGUAAAUUUGUUGAGAAUUGGAUUGAAGCACUUUCGUGCUGUUCUGAUGCUAGCUCACUUGAAAUUGCAGGAUUCUUUGUAGUGGACGUGUUCAAUUAG
This is a messenger RNA of Sphenostylis stenocarpa, 1044 nucleotides long. NCBI's taxonomy places the organism in Eukaryota, Viridiplantae, Streptophyta, Magnoliopsida, Fabales, Fabaceae. The record is from the annotation of a GenBank genome assembly.